Entelurus aequoreus (snake pipefish) is the source of this 3041-nucleotide messenger RNA. RefSeq names its product voltage-dependent L-type calcium channel subunit beta-4-like. Gene Ontology annotation, cellular component: voltage-gated calcium channel complex. Lineage: Eukaryota; Metazoa; Chordata; Actinopteri; Syngnathiformes; Syngnathidae. The transcript has 13 exons. Gene Ontology annotation, molecular function: high voltage-gated calcium channel activity; protein binding. Bases 203 to 1900 code for a protein of 565 amino acids. Gene Ontology annotation, biological process: chemical synaptic transmission; neuromuscular junction development; regulation of voltage-gated calcium channel activity. The record is from RefSeq and is a predicted model, not a curated record.
GGGACGGACAUACCGAAGACACCGGUGAAGGUGAACCGGAAGAGAGGAUGGGAGAGCGUCCGCAAACUGCUUUUCCCCACUUCCCGCUUCCUGGGAACGACUUGGAAAGUCGCACCUGAAGGCAGCGUGCGCGCCCUCGGAGAAGCCCUGGCGCCAUGAGGACACAGGUGUGACAGGACACGCCCCCCCGGCAGAUGUCUUCAUGUAUUGCUGCGGGCUGGGAAACUGGCGGAGCGCGCACACCACCUGUGGAGAGCGCCAGGACACGGACGCCUCCGAGGAGAGGAACGCCCAGGUUCAGUUGGAGAAAGCAAAGUACAAGGCUGUGGCCUUUGCCGUACGCUGCAACUUCUCCUACACGCCGGCGGAUGACGACAACGUGCCAGUGCCAGGCAAGGCAGUCACCUUCGAGGCCAGAGACUUCCUACACGUCAAAGAGAAAUUUAACAAAGAAUGGUGGAUUGGGCGGCCGGUUAAGGAGGACAGCGUGGUGGGCUUCAUCCCCAGUCCGGUCAACUUGGAAACCAUCCUGAUACGAAGAGAAGUCCAGGCCAGGAAGGCUGCCAAGGCCUUAGCAAACAAAGCAUCCUCACAAGUGGCUCAAGAUAUGAACUCCAAAAAGUACACGCCUCCUUCUCAAGCCAAUCAGCAGGUGAAAAAGAAGCCGGGGGAGCAGGUCUCCAUGUACGACGUUGUGCCUACCAUGCGUCCUGUGGUCCUCAUGGGACCGUCACUGAAGGGUUUAGAGGUGACGGACAUGAUGCAAAAAGCUCUGUUUGACUUUUUGAAACAUCGAUUUGAAGGCAGGAUCACCAUCACCCGGGUCACGGCAGACAUCUCCCUGGCAAAGCGCUCCAUACUCAACAACCCUGGAAAAAAAGCCUUAAUGGACCGCUCCAACACCCGCUCCCAUUUAGCUCAGAUCCAAGGAGAAGUGGAGCGAAUAUUUGAACUUGCUCGCAGCCUGCAGCUGAUUAUUCUGGAUGCAGACACCGUCAACCAUCCUAUUCAGGUGUCCAAGACCUCCUUGGCUCCCAUCCUCGUUUAUGUCAAAAUAUCUUCACCAAAGGUUUUGACCAGGCUGAUCAAGACCAGAGGCAAGUCUCAGACCAAACACCUCAACGUCCAGAUGGUGGCAGCAGACAAGCUGGCCCAGUGUCCGCCGGAGAUGUUUGACGUCAUCCUGGACGAGAACCAGCUAAUGGACGCCUGCGAGCACAUUGCAGAUUAUCUGGAGUCCUACUGGAGAGCCACUCAUCCUCCAGAGAUGGAGCCUCAUGGCAACCCUUUAGUGGCCCAGCUGGCUGAGAACACUCUGCCCACCUCCAUCGUGCCGGACAAGCAGAAGAACAAGUCUAUCGCCCCCAAGAGGAAGGGUUCCCAUGACAACCCCUCCACCCACGAUCCACCCUCAUCCCAGGAGCCGGGGGCCGACGAUGGUCCAAGGGAAGACGAGGAGGACACGCACCUUCUGAGGACGGAAGCAAAGAGAGCCCAGCAUUCGCGUCAUCAUCAUCACCACCAUCAUCAUCAUCACCACCACCGCAGGACAGAGCAGCAGAUCCAGGCCUCCACCACAGGACACGCCCACAGGCCUCCUCACAGGGUUCUCCCUGAGGAGGACGAGGAGGAGGAGGAGGAGGAGGUGGGAGGCGCGCCGGAGGAUCAUGAUCACUGUAAAGAUCGGGAUCGCCACCAUAACCGCCACCAUCAUCACCACAGUGGCAGCAGCCAGCCGCACGGCGAGGACGACUGCGAGCAAAAUGAAGGCAGCAGACAUCAGGACCAGAACCCUGCCAACAACUACCAACAUGGCACCUGCAGAGACCGGGAGAGGCUAAAGGUCAAGGAGAGAGACAGAGGCAGAGCCGUGAGGCUGAGGGACUCACAUUUCCACUAGUUGCUGAUCCACCGUGCGUACUUAUGUAUGUACGUAUGUACAUAUGUAUGUAUGUAUAUGCGUGCAUAUGUACUGUAUGUAUGCAUGUAUGUAUGUAUGUAUGUAUGUAUGUAUGUAUGUAUGUAUGUAUAUGCGUGCAUAUGUACUGUAUGUAUGUAUGUAUGUAUGUAUGUAUGUAUGUAUGUAUAUGCGUGCAUAUGUACUGUAUGUAUGCAUGUAUGUAUGUAUGUAUGUAUAUGCGUGCAUAUGUACUGUAUGUAUGCAUGUAUGUAUGUACGUAUGUAUGUAUGCAUGUACAGUCGCGGUCAAUAGUGGACAUAUACUUGUAAAGAACAUAAUGUCAUUGUUAUGAUCCGUGGCCCGGAUCAUGUCUUGUUAUAUUCUGUUAGUUUUGGACUCCCUAAGUUCCUGUUUUUGUGCACCCUUGUUUGUUUUUAGUUACCAUGGUUGCCGAUUGUUUCCACCUGUCUCUGGUUGGUGCUCAAGACGCUCACCUGUUUCCCGAGCACUAAUCAGAGGGACUGUCAGGUUCAAACACUGAUGACAUCUAUUAAACAAGACAAGAAGCAAAGAAUCAAACAGAGACAGAAUUGAAUUUGGACUCAAUUUUGAGGAGAGACGCGGCCACUGUACUCUCUACAGUCUUGCACCACGCUCUGCCAAAAGAUUGUACUCCUCCUUCUUUAUUUGACUUUCUCCCACCACCUGCCCACAGCUGCUUCCAGAGGGAAGUGGGUCGUAAACAGCGUUGCCUUCGGUUACUGAACAGUUCAAAAGAAAAAGGCCGUAAAAUAGUUCAAAAAGAGUUCCAUAAAAUAGUUCAAAGAGAGUUCCAUAAAAUAGUUCAAAGACAGUUCCAUAAAAUAGUUAAAAAAGAGUUCCAUAAAAUAGUUCAGAGAGUUCCAUAAAAUAGUUCAAAGAGAGUUCCAUAAAAUAGUUCAAAAAGAGUUCCAUAAAAUAGUUCAGAGAGUUCCAUAAAAUAGUUCCAUAAAAUAGUUCAAAAAGAGUUCCAUAAAAUAGUUCAAAGAGAGUUCCAUAAAAUAGUUCAAAAAGAGUUCCUAAAAUUGUUCAAAAAGAGUUCGUAAAAUAGUUCAAAAAGAGUUCCAUAAAAUAGUUCAAAAAGAGUUCCAUAAAAUAGUUC